Molecule: messenger RNA, 906 nt
Organism: Culicoides brevitarsis
Lineage: Eukaryota; Metazoa; Arthropoda; Insecta; Diptera; Ceratopogonidae
Gene: Dph5
Product: diphthine methyl ester synthase
Exons: 2
Coding region: 76-897 (273 amino acids)
Biological process (GO): protein histidyl modification to diphthamide
Molecular function (GO): diphthine synthase activity
Source: RefSeq, a predicted model, not a curated record
CAGCAAACGUCAAAUUCACGUGUAUGGAAACAAAAAUACAAAAAAAAGUGAUUUUCGUUUUUUUUUUAUGAAAAAAUGUUUUAUUUGAUUGGAUUGGGACUCGGCGACCCAAAAGACGUCACAAUAAAAGGCUUGGAAAUCAUCAAAAGAUGCGAAAAAGUGUAUUUGGAAGCAUAUACUUCAAUAUUAUCGUGUGGCAAAGAAGCAUUGGAAGAGUUUUACGGAAGAGAGUUAAUAAUCGCUGAUAGGGAUCUUGUUGAGCAAGGAGCUGAUGAUAUUUUAUCGAAUGCUGAUUCAAAAGAUGUCGCAAUGUUGGUUGUUGGAGAUCCAUUUGGAGCUACAACUCAUACGGAUUUAAUUUUACGAGCCAAACAAUCCGGCAUCAAAUUCGAAGUUGUUCAUAAUGCCUCGAUUAUGAAUGCUGUUGGAUGUUGCGGAUUGCAAUUGUAUAGUUUUGGAGAAACAAUUUCUAUCCCCUAUUGGAGCGAUACAUGGAAACCGGAUAGUUUUUAUGACAAAAUAAAAGCGAAUGUCGACCAUGGAUUACAUACGCUGUGUUUGUUAGACAUAAAAGUGAAAGAGCCUACUUUGGAAAGUUUAAUGAAGAAAAAAAGAGAAUACAUGCCGCCUCGAUUUAUGAGUGUAGCUGAAGCUUGCGAGCAAUUAUAUCAAAUUAUUGUAAAAAAACGUAACGAAGGACAAGAAUUGGCGUACACAGAAGAGAGUUUGUUCGUUGGAUUGGCAAGAGUAGGGCAUGAAACUCAACAAAUUGUUGCUUGUUCACUCGAAAAAAUGAGAAAUUUCGAUCUUGGAGCACCUUUACAUUCGUUAAUUCUGCCGGCAAAGGAAUUACAUCCGUUGGAAACGGAGUAUUUGGAGCAAUUUUUAAUGAAAUAAAGGAAAUUC